Molecule: messenger RNA, 2209 nt
Organism: Sinocyclocheilus grahami
Lineage: Eukaryota; Metazoa; Chordata; Actinopteri; Cypriniformes; Cyprinidae
Product: RING finger protein 122
Exons: 7
Coding region: 1102-1500 (132 amino acids)
Biological process (GO): ubiquitin-dependent protein catabolic process
Cellular component (GO): nucleus
Molecular function (GO): zinc ion binding; ubiquitin protein ligase activity
Source: RefSeq, a predicted model, not a curated record
UCAUCAGGGAGAGUCUGACUCGGCCUGCCUGUCUGCUCGCCUGGCCACUGUCACCUCCUAAUAGCCUUCAGCUGGAGAGAAGUAGGAUGAAGAGAGGAUAGAAAGGGAGAGGGGGAGAGCGAGGAGGGGGCGGGUGAAAGGAGAGCUGUGAUCCAGACAGCGAAUCACAUGAGCCGAGAUCUGUUUACAAACUGAGCAGGAGAGAAGUCAUCGGCACCAUUACGUGGAGGCAGGGCUGCUGGACAAGGCGACAGGAAACGCACAGGAAUCUCAUCACUUUGUCUGGAAAAUGCAAUUUAUCCUUUGUGUCUUUGCAGCGGAGAAGCCAGACCAGAUGGUGUGAGGAAGACACAGCUUUGAAUGGGCUGCAUUCACAAGCUCUCGCUCUGACGGCUGUGUGCCACCGCUCUUCCUCUUCCUUUGUUACCGGGGAAAACAGUUGAUUGUAGCGUGAGGGUGAUAAUCUAGGGCGAGAAGACUAGAGGAAAGUGGCUGACGGCAAGAAGGGAGAGGUAAAAAAAUGAAAAAAAGCCAGUGACAACAACUUCACGUCAAGCAGAGGUAGAUGGUGAUCCAUUGUCGAUGUCAAAGACACAUUGCAAAUCUUUCAGAAUCUAUGCUGCCGCUUGUUUUGGAUCAUGAUGCUGGAAAAAAAGAGCACAUGGUGUUCUUUUAACUUGCCUGUGGUUGAACAAAACAUUUUAGAUACCAAGAAGUAGGUGUUGAUAUUUGUUCCCGUGUUGACACAGGUUUCAACAAUGACUGACUUGGCUUUGUAAAUGUUUCAACACAAAGAAAACAAAAUCACCCUGCCUUCCUCCAUACGCCAGUGAGGAGCUGGUGGGUGAUCGUAAUGUGUUAACCAGAGGCGCUGAAUAUUGAAAGCUGUGUUUUUGUGGUAGGAGUUUUGGGUGUGUAAAACUUGUAUUAUUCAUCUGGUUUUGAGUAAGGGGAUUGGCCCACUCCUUUGGCCGGGUUUCAACACUGUCUCCUUGGACACAAGUUACUGGAUCGUUUGGUAUAGCGGAGCAAGCACCUAUCCAGUGGUGUAACGCAUGCCUAUGUGACUCAGAUUAACAGAUUACAGACAAGUUCUGCAAAAUGACCACAGACAUCACCGGUCGUCUUCCACUCAAUGUCUAUGUCAUCAUUCUUGGGAUUGGCCUCUUCAUCUUCAUGUUGAGCAUGAUCUUCUGUUGCUACCUGUUCAGAUUGAGGCGACAGGGCACACAAGAACAAUACGGAUAUAAUGAGGUCAUUCUAAAAGGUCCAGGGAAAAAAUUGAGUCUUCUUGGACAGACCUGUGCAGUUUGCCUGGAAGAGUUUCGGAGCCGGGAUGAACUAGGGGUUUGCCCAUGUUCUCAUGCGUUUCACAAAAAGUGUCUGGUGAAGUGGCUGGAAAUUCGCAGCGUCUGCCCCAUGUGCAACAAGCCCAUCUGCAGGCUCCAGCCAGAUCCUCCGCAGGGGGCCGAGGGACCCCAGAACCCCCUGGAGGUGUGACAGAAGAGGGACUUCGCUGCUCAGAGAUAGGCUGGCUCUCAUACACCUAAGAACAGCUUUAAAAAACACCACACUACUGGGGCGGGCGGGCGGGCGGGCGGACUAGUCCCAAAUACACAACAAUUGCCCCUGUCCACCAAUCACCAGAUUUCUCCUGCAUAUAUGGGGGGAGGGAGGGGAAGGGGGAUUUUCCCAGUGCAACUGAACUGAUGUGUAUUCUUGGCCAUAAUGUAGCUUGCAGCAAGAUAAAUUGAUGCCUUGUGGACUCCAAACAGACAAAUAUUCAGACCAGGACAGUUGCACAAAUCAUGAGGUCUGAGUUGACACUGGGGAAUAUGUGUGAAUUUACAGAAGUCCUCCUCUAAGAGAGACUGUGGUCACUAUUACUACCAUAAAGAGUCAUGUUUAGGAAGGCCCAGUUACAGAAUCCAAAGUGAGGAGCAGCUCAGUGACCUGAGUCCUGACCUUAAGGAUCAGUGAGCUCAUCGGAUUAUACUCUUGCCAAUAUUUUAACGUUUGACACUCAUAAAUGUGUUUGUUUAGAGUCACGGAAGUGUUCUGAGUGCUAAAGGGAGCUCAUGGUCUUGAUGAGAACCCACGCUGUAAUUCAGAAGCUUCAGAGUCAGAUUGGAUGAAAUUUGGCCUAAUUUGAGUUAAGGUGGAUGUUUUGUACUGUACAUUUCUCUCAAUAAAAUGUAAAGUUUCUGUG